This is a messenger RNA of Porites evermanni, 11710 nucleotides long. The record is from the annotation of a GenBank genome assembly. Lineage: Eukaryota; Metazoa; Cnidaria; Anthozoa; Scleractinia; Poritidae.
AUGAAGAAAGACGGAUUCAACAUGUCGGAUAGCGAUGACAAACCGUUUGAAUGUACGGCGGCAGGAUGCGGGCAGGUAAGCAUCUUCUUCUCGCUUCUAGUUCCUGUGAAGGGUUUCUUCCUGGGGGAGUUGGAGGCGACUGGUUUAAUUUUAAAGCGAUGUCGUCACCUGUAGUAGAUUUUAAGCCUUACGUAAGCUUUCAUUUAGCCAGCCAGCUAACUUUUCACCUCGCGUCCACAGAGAUUCGCUAACAACGAUCAUUUAGAACGACACAAACAGAAACAUCAACUUACACUGAAAUUCGGCGCGCUCAAGGGAACAGAUCUUUCUGUUGCAGGUAAUGUUUGAAUUUUCUUCAUAAUUCUUUUGGCGUUCUUGCGAAAUCUCACGUUUUGGUCGCAUCGACUACGUGAGACUUCGCAUUGAUACAUGUAAAUGAAUUUGCGAGGCCUCUGUUUUAUUGUUCUCCAUUAUAAUAGAGCGUUCAUUUUCCUCUGAAAAUCUUGGUAACUUAUUUUAAAACCGCAUUGUUAAGUCGAUAGCAGAUACAUUUGUAAUUAUCAGUUGACUAAAUUUGGCAUCCUAUAUUUUCCUUUUGUAAUAUCUUGAACCGUGUAAACAAUGCAUGCUUCAUUCGUUUAACUUUGUGUUUUACAAAUGCAUUACGUGGUUUACUACAGUAUUCUUUAUUAUACUUGUUACAUUCUAAUAAGUGGACAUAGAGAACAUGUUUCUAAAGCCACUUUAGAAUAUUGUCCUCACCUUAAGUAAAAUUAAGUAUUUUAAGUUUAGUCAGACUUCAUCGAGUUAUUUAAGCUUAAAUCUGUAUUUUUGUGACUACUUUUGUCAAGGUUACAAAAAUUCAUACAUUUAUCAGAGAAUCUUGUCAACAGCAUUUCCCAUCAAAUCAGGAAAAAUGGGAAAAGCUGUGUCAAAGUCAUAACCAAUAGGAAGAAAGUUUUCAAGUGUCUAUGAGCCGUUUAUUUUGUCUAGGGGAGAUAGGGAUAGGGAAAGUUGCUGUUGAAUAUCUUUUACAUGUGGGGGGUAGAGGGUUGUUACAUGCCAAGCUGCUGUGUGUAAAUGAUUUUGCUGUUUGUACUGUUGCUAUACAAAAUAUUUGUGUACUGAAUAUCUCCCUAAAGCUUUACAUGUAAGUUUAGAGAAAGAAACCAAGCUCCUUAUAAGCUUACAGUAACUAACUUGAAAAACCAGGCUGGUAAGAUACUCUCUACAUGUACAGCAGUAUUAGAUCUCAGGGUGGUUUCAAUCAGGAUUAAAAGGAAACUUUUAAUAUAAGUGGACUGUAAAGAAGAAUAUAGUCCAUUAAUCUGUGAUUAUAAUGAUGGAGAAAUAAUUAUUAACCUGUCUGAGUGGGUAGGAAGUAUUAAAUUGUACCCCCAAAAUAUUGUGCAACCUGAUUAUUUAUCAUCUGUUUGAUAACAUAUUUCUGUUAUGACCUCAGAGCAAAGUAGGUCUACCUGGAAUAUGGUGACGAAAUUUCUUGGUCUCUAUCAGUGGCUUAUGAAUAUCAGGAGAUUUAAUUUGUGAAAUCCCAUUUUGAGCAGUCACUUGAACUCUGUACAGCACAGCAACCACUUCUGAAAGCCACCUUGUUCUUUUGAUUUUUAAGUUCUUAUAAGUGACCAAUUAGUUAGCAUUUAAAGAAAGGCAUCUACUUCUUGAUCAAAUUAAGGGGAAUAAAGGGUAUAUAAGCACUCAUGCAUGGUUCAUUGGCUGAUACAUAUGCCAACUGAAUCAAGCAAAAGGUAAAAGGGAAACUUCAGGUGAUUGUAGUCCUGAAUAGGACUGUGGUUGACAGUAACUGAUGUUUCAACAACCUGUUUGGUAGUCAUCUUUAGAAUCAAAGUGAGUUGUAUCAUGUCAGUUGAUGGUAUUUAACUCNUGUUGCUAUACAAAAUAUUUGUGUACUGAAUAUCUCCCUAAAGCUUUACAUGUAAGUUUAGAGAAAGAAACCAAGCUCCUUAUAAGCUUACAGUAACUAACUUGAAAAACCAGGCUGGUAAGAUACUCUCUACAUGUACAGCAGUAUUAGAUCUCAGGGUGGUUUCAAUCAGGAUAAAAAGGAAACUUUUAAUAUAAGUGGACUGUAAAGUAGAAUAUAGACCAUUAAUCUGUGAUUAUAAUGAUGGAAAAAUAAUUAUUAACCUGUCUGAGUGGGUAGGAAGUAUUAAAUUGUACCCCCAAAAUAUUGUGCAACCUGAUUAUUUAUCAUCUGUUUGAUAACAUAUUUCUGUUAUGACCUCAGAGCAAAGUAGGUCUACCUGGAAUAUGGUGACGAAAUUUCUUGGUCUCUAUCAGUGGCUUAUGAAUAUCAGGAGAUUUAAUUUGUGAAAUCCCAUUUUGAGCAGUCACUUGAACUCUGUACAGCACAGCAACCACUUCUGAAAGCCACCUUGUUCUUUUGAUUUUUAAGUUCUUAUAAGUGACCAAUUAGUUAGCAUUUAAAGAAAGGCAUCUACUUCUUGAUCAAAUUAAGGGGAAUAAAGGGUAUAUAAGCACUCAUGCAUGGUUCAUUGGCUGAUACAUAUGCCAACUGAAUCAAGCAAAAGGUAAAAGGGAAACUUCAGGUGAUUGUAGUCCUGAAUAGGACUGUGGUUGACAGUAACUGAUGUUUCAACAACCUGUUUGGUAGUCAUCUUUAGAAUCAAAGUGAGUUGUAUCAUGUCAGUUGAUGGUAUUUAACUCUGGUUAUUGACCUUAUUGGUCAAUUAAGUUGUGAUGUUAUUGGUUAUCACACAGUUUGUUGAAACAUCAGUAAUUAGUGUCAACAACAGUCCUAUUCAGCACUAUGUUCACCCGGAUGAUCAUGCUCCACCUGCUUAUGAGAUGACUCCUUGCUUUAAACCUUUCACAGUUAUAGAGAAACUAUGUAGCAUUUUUUAAACAUUUCAUUGGAAAUUGGUGACAACUUAUUAAGCCAAGGUUUUCUGCUAAAAGCUCUCGGUAGUGAUGUCCUUGAUAGGUAUAUGAUGUGGUCCCUUAUCAGAGCCAAUUCUCCUUAACAACUGGCUCUAGUUGCCAGCCUUUGUCAGCAGUACUCUGUACAUUUAAGUAAUAAUUUAUUGACUCGUUUCUUUUUUUUUUCCAGAUCAGACACCCACACCAACACGAUUCUUAAGGAACUGUGAGGAGGAAGGCUUGUUUGUAGAUUUAGACAAUCCUUUUGAUCAGGUGUGUCUUCUCUCCUUUUAGCCAUUUACCCGAGCCCACCACUAAGUCAAACUUCUACAUGUACAGAAUUUGUACAUGCACAGUUUUUACACAGUAUAAUAUUAUAUGUAAUGUUAUCAAUGAUAAUGUCUCUUAAUGUGAUUUUGCAGUGUGACUGCUGUUGCUGCAGCCACUAACAGCACAGGAAAAGACCAAACCACUAUCAACCAGUAUUACAUGUAUCAAAAAGAAUUGUUAGCUUAAACUGCUUUAGUUUGAAUUUGUUGUUUGCUAUCUGCAGUCUACUUGGAUAAGAUAAUGCUAUUAAUGUGAAAACUGUUCCAUUUAAUUGACAUGUAAUAAUUGUACUUUAUUUUAUUUAAGGAUUUCAAGAGAGCCACUGUACCUGAACAGGUAAUAGAGAAGAUAUUACCAAAAACAAUAUUAUGCCAUUCAUUCCUAAUGAUGAUCACACAAACAGAAAGAACAGAGAAAAAAAAUAUAUAUUUUUUUAAUUUUCUUUGGUAAAAUCCUAAAAAAGAAGAUGGUACCAUGCUAAGGAUCUACCAGAGAGGUUUAAUUUGAAUGGUAACAUUAUUCACCAUUUUUCCAUUGACCACAAUGUACCUUGUUUACCCCUACCUCCCAAAUUUUGGUUAUGCAUAUAUAUUUUUUGGUUGGGUGGGGGAGAACAAGGUGCAUUAUAGUUUGUGUGAAAAUAGUGAAUAGAAUUUUUCCACAGAUUUUAGAAUAGGAGUGAGAAAUAAUAUCUUCAUACAGUGGAAACUCUCCCAAUGGACACUCUUGUAAGCGGACAGCUCUACUUGCGGGCACCUUCUCAAAACCCUGUUUUUCUCAACCCUCAUACAAAGUCUAUAUUUUUAUGGACACCUUUUUGGCAUCUUGAGGGUGUCCACUCACAAGAGCUUCAAAUGUAACAUAAUAAGGAGUGAAAGAGUUAUUACUUAAAAUAAUAACUACAAUGUACUUACAUCUCAGUUCACAAGCGAGUAUUGCAGAGAAGAGGAACACCCAUAGUGUAAACCAGAAGAGAAAAUUUUUGAGGGAAAAAUAAUAAGAUCGUUCAUGUACUUUCAAACAGGAAACUUUCACCACAGUGAAAAACAAACUCAGGAUCUUUAGAUUACUGGUAGAUUUAGCCUCCUACACCAGUCCGGAAUAUCCCUAAAUUUAAGGACAGGGCCAACUGGUCAUGCGACACUUUUCAACCAAUGAGAAGGCGCGCUUGUGUUUAUCAACAAACAAAUCAAAACAUCGCCCCAGUGAUCAAAAAUUUUCAAAACAACGGACGGAGUCGGACAGAAUCAGUCAUCGUUUCGGGGCUCUCAGGCAUAUUUUUAAGACUUUUCAUGAGGCAUACACAAUUUUUUUAAGUGGACAGCGUAUCGGAAGCCAUAUUGGAAGUGUCUCGUGAAAUAUUCAGCACAUUUUGUGGCUUAUUUCUUCUUUUAUCUUUUAAACAACGCGAUGUAUAGGCGAGAUUUUAGUCGGUUUUCAAGGUAGGUGAACAAGUAUCUAUUAUUUUUUCGAUUCACAGAUUUUUUACGAAGUUCUAGAUAUUUUUCCUCGAUUGUCAUAUCGAUUAACUUUUGUCAUGUUGAAUGUGGAGAUGGUAGACAACCUAGAAUUUUGGUAGACAAUUUUUGAAUUCCGAGGUCCAAAAAACGUACGUUUUCCACUCCCGGGUUUCUCACAGAGCCGUGUUAUUACUUUUUUUCGCAUUAGUACGAGCCUUUGCCUUUUUUCUUUUCAAGGCCAAAACAACUUUAUAAGUCUUAUGGAUCUGAUGGAUAUUCACGUCUAACAUCUCGCCUCACUUUGCCGAAUUUGCGGAGAUGAAAUUGAAGAUCAUAAGCGCAAGGUAGAUACUAACCGCUUUGUUUCUGAAAUUCACUAAUCUAGAAAGAUUUAAUGUUGUUGGAUUCUCCAAAUGUUCAUCCACCGUUAAAAAACAAUCAAAGAAACAAGGCAAAUCUCAAUUAUAAAUGAUGUAUUUCGCAACUCAUUGAACAUGCAAUGAUUAUCUGGGAUAAAAUUAAAACAUGCAGGUACUACAGCAAGAAAAGAAAGCACCAGAUGCGUGAAGUAAACGCGAAACAACACAAAAAAACAAACAAGAAAAGUUAAUAAAUUUGAACUACUUUCUAUUCUUGUUAUGAUGACUGGUACUUUGAUUCUUGUCCUUUAGAAGUUAAUGGGUAGUGCAAUCCUGUUUUGUACGAUCUCAACAAAUUUUCACACUCUCUUUAAGGCUAUUUUUACACGGGACCAGUUUGCUUCUAUCAAAAAUCUUGCAAGCCAUGCAUGCCAGUGAAACCACGACCUCUGCAAUCGGUCCGGAAUCAAUUCGAACACCCCAAUGAUUCCUUGCAAUGAUUAAUGCUCUUAUUCUAUUACAUGAAAUGUUUUCUUUGAAAUAUUAAAUGUGAAACCUAGACGAGUACUGAAAGCUCAUCUUUAAUUCUGUCUGACUCCGUCCGUUGUUUUGAAAAUUUUUGAUCACUGGGGCGAUGUUUUGAUUUGUUUGUUGAUAAACACAAGCGCGCCUUCUCAUUGGUUGAAAAGUGUCGCGUGACCAGUUGGCCCUGUCCUUAAAUUUAGGGAUAUUCCGGACUGUACACAGUCCUCCACAACAAACAUUGUUUUAUUGGAGUAGGGAAUUUUGUGACAAACAAAAAGAAAUUCUGCAUAGAAAGUAAACAAAAACUGACACUGCAACACGUGUCAGUGCAAUAAAUUUGCAUUCCAAGUUGUGAUGUCAAUAACUCAAACUCCUCAUGACGUGAAUUUUUGGCAUUUUGCCUUGACUUUUCAAGUUAUUGGGAGUCAACUUUAGGAGUGAAGAAUUUGUUAACAACUAAGUCAAAGUAGGAGUCACAUUGAGUUACCGUUAAUUGAUUUUUAUUAAAUUAUUUUCCAUUGUAAUUCACAGCCUCCAAACCCUUCAAGUGCUCACACAACAACUGAACUACCUUCAACUCAGAGCUCACCCCCAAACAGUGCAACUCCAUUACCAAGUGUUAUAGUCAUCGACGAAUCUCAAUCUAAGACUCUACUACCACCUCCUGCACCUCCGUCUCCCCAUAUUGUAACUACAGAAACCAAAAAAGCUUCAGCCAUCUCAGCUCCAGUAUCUGUUCUUGUCAGAGUACCCCCGCACAUCCCGCUAGCAAUACCUGCCUCCAUUGCAGCACCUGAUGCUCAGGUGCCAUCAGCGCUUCCAGUGCCUACUCACAUCCCUAGUCGUGUGAUUUCAUCAUCCAGCAGCUCAAUGCCAAUCCCGUCCAUCCCCACUCCUGCCAUUGUGGUCAGCCCGAGUGCUAGUAGUCCUCCUUCGUUCAUGGGAAGUGCUAAACAGGUUUGUUUUAAAACGGAGAAUCAAUGAAUCAAUCAAUAACUUUAUUUAUUGUACAUUGUACUCAUGAGGUGUCUUCUCAUUGGCUAGGAGCAUACAGCUACUGAAGUUUUGGAAAUCAGCACAACCUACAGAUUAGUUAGUUGUCUGCUACCAGAUAAUUGACUAAUCUGUAGGUUGCACGCGCGAUGCAUGAUUUCUAAUAGCAAUAUCGAUUUCAGGUUCCUUGCUGUAUGUUGUUAUUUUCUUCAAAACAAUGUAUAAUAAAACAAUUGUUAGAGUCGGUUUUAGUGAUACCCUAAAUAAUCAAGGUCUCGGUAAGUGUUAUCAGCCUUGGCUCGGAAUUAACUACGUUCCCCUCGUGGGGUUGCUUCUAAAGCAUGUUGUUUUACAUGAUUGAUCUUUAAACCAAAAACCCUUGGUGUGUUUGAACAAAAAUAAUGUGCUUUGCAAAUUCACAUCUGUUUGGAAAACAAUACUUGUGAGCAAAUGGUGUUAUGUCAUCACUUCUUCAAAAUGUUGAGAAGAUUCUGCCCUCCUUCAUGCCAAUCCGAAAAGUGUUGUAGUAAGUCUUUAUAUAUGUAGUUAGCAACAUCCAUGUUAGGUUAAACAAGAGUUUCCUUUGUAGGAAACAGGGGAAAUUCUGCUGCUAGGUUGAAUACUGAUUUACCCUGAGAUAAAAUAUUACCAAUGCUAUUAACUUUAUACAACUGCACGUGGUAUAGACGUAAUAAAUUGGCACAAUUUUCCAUUGUCAGCCCCCUUUUAGACUCAUGGGCAUUGUCAUAAAAUGCAUUGAACUCAAGUGGAACCACAUGGUUUUGGCGGGUUUCUUCGCUAAGUUGUGAAUAGUAAUAGAUUAUUUUGAUAGCACCAUUUCUACAGUGUGUGUGUUACUUUACAUAGGAUGUAUAUUUAACAAUUAUUCCUCGAGCCGGAAUGGGCUCUGAGUCAAUAGCCCAUGGCGCCGAAGGCCGAAUGGGCUAUUGACUCAGAGGCCAUGAGGGCAGGGAAGGAAUAAUUAUUAUUCCUCUCUCCCUCCUCUCGCCUAUUGUUUUAGUAAAAUCCAACUAGUUGGUCAAAAAUAUCGAGACAGAACAACUUUAACUAGCGAAACGCGAUUCAGUCGCCAUUGUUUUGGUUUUCAAAGCCGGCGCUUUUCGCUACUAGUGGGCUAUAACAUAUAGCCUAGUAGUAGCUAAACCAAUCAGAAUGCAGCAUUGAUUAUAAGCCAAUAGUUGGAUUUUACUAUAAUUUAUUGUACAGGACAGUAGAAAACUUUGGACAAUGUUUUGAUUUGUUUUGUUUUGUUUUUUUAUUUUACAAUGGCAUUGAUUUUUUGAAUGUCUUAUUUCAGCAAAUUUUUUUUUGGAGAAUCAUGGGCAUGUCAAUACAUGAAGUCCCUGGUCAUAAAGAUUUAGAGGCCAAAUGGUCUAAUUUCCUCUUGUUGAUUUUUUCAGCGUCUCAAGGAGCAACUCAAACUCCACCAACAGCAACAAGCUGCCAAUUCCAGCAAUAUAAUUCAUCGUGCCAUGACAGAAGCUGUUGACAUGGUAACAUCACAGCAUAAUGGUAUACCAAGUCCAGGAAGCCACAUGAACCAUUCACACCACCCAACUACUAUAGUCGCUAAUAGCAACAUGAGUGUACAAGACAGCAAGAGGGGGACAGGGGCCUCGUAAGUACACUGCCUUCCACUUCCAUGCAAGUUCACUUCUGUAGGACUAUAAGCUAUGUUCAAACUGAGCCACCAUGAAAAGCAAACCCAAUAGGGCUUCUGUUACACACAAGAACGGUUUGUUUGGCAUGAUUUCUGUGAUGAAGCAAAGCUGAGUGUCUUCAAACUGUCUUACCCUCACCCGUUAAGAGCAAGGCUUUGCUCCCAUAAAAGUUGAAGUUGAACCUAUAAAAUCUAGCUUUCCCAGUAUAAUGUAUAAUUUCUAUGAAAAAAAAAACACUAAGAUUUUUUAGUUGCCUGGGAGCAAAAGUUAGGUGCUAGGGGUCACCUGGUGCUGCUAGAGCACAAAUGUAUAAUUUCAAUAAAUUGGUAGGAGCCCAAGUCACUGCCUGGAAAGGAAAUGAAAUGAAAUUGAGCGUGCCCAGUAUUCGAGUUUACAUGUCAAAUUUCAACCAGUAGGAACAUGAGUUUUUGAUUUCACUUAAGUUAUUUUGAUCCAUCGAUGGUGAUGACGUUGAUAAAUUUUAUUUUGGUCCAUUGAUGGUGAUGACGUCCACUUCUUGUCCUGUGACAUUUCCAGUCUACACCUUCUGGUUCAUCAAUAGGGGUGAUGUCACUAAAUCGAAAUUGGUCAGGUGUUCAUGAAAUUAUUUUAUAAUUGGCUCAUUAACUAAUAGUUAGUAAAAGCCCUGAACAGCCAUCCUCUGCUACUGCAGAAACUAGACAUUACUUGCAGCCGCAAAGCCAUGGGUUUUGCAGGCUCUGCUAGAGUACAGCCCUCCCUGAUUUGCGGCUGUUAGUUCUUUUAUUCUUCUCUCUUUCUCAGACUAGUCAAGUCAUUGUUCACUUGUUAAAACACAUUCUGGCAUCUUUUAUUAGAAAACGUCCACGAAGAACUCAAGAUGAGUUGGACCCUGAUGAGAGAAGAAAGCGUUUUCUUGAGAGAAAUCGGUGAGUAGACACAAAAAUUAGCGUAUUUUUGUAGAGUGCUACAUGUACUUUCUUGACUACUCUACGCAUCAACAUUAUAAGUGGCAACAACCUUCACAGCUUUGCAAAAUAUUGGCUAUUCCUGUGUUACCUUGUCUUUCAGAGCUGCAGCCACUAGGUGUAGAGAAAAAAGGAAAAUUUGGGUGCAGCAACUGGAGAAAAAAGCUGACGACCUUACUAACACAAAUGCCCAUCUUCAGGUAGGCAUGCCUAGUACACUGUACAUGUAACAUGAGUACAUGUAUAAUUUAUGGUAGCUUAUAAUAUCAGCUUCCCUGCGAGGUGAGGUCAUUGUUGUUUUAGUUCUCUAACCUGGAACUCUAAGGAGCUUAACAUUGUCCUCCCUUUAAAGAGGCAGUGUGGCCAAAUGGUUAGAGUGCUGGACUUGCAAUUCAGAGGCCCUGAGUUCAAGUCGCGCUGUGACCGCUAUCUGGAUUUGUUCUCAGUAGUCUCGAGUUCAAAUACUCUGCCACACUUGAAAAUAGCCAGCUGAUUUGCCCUCAGCCAGCUGGGGUUCUUAACCCUGUAAUGUUUGAGUUAGGUUAUUAUUUUGUUUCAUGCAUUUGCUUGGCCCCCAAAAUACUGCUAAAAAUACUGUGGAGGGUAAAUAAUGAAAUUAUUAUUUUUACUAUUAUUAUUAUUAUUAUUAUUAUUAUUAUUAUUAUUAUUAUUAAAACAACUUGCACCGAAUACUUAUAAUCCCAGUGGGCCAGCCAUCCUACUCAGGAGCCUGGAAUUACUGCUGAAGCGAUUUGCACAAGUCUUGAUAAGCCACUAAUGUCUGAUUUUCAGUCCAGUCAAACUCUUGGAAUUAUAAAAAUACACAAGUGGUUUCUGCGUUAUGAUGAUCGAUAGAUUUUGUGCAUGGCCCCAGCCUGGCCAGCAAGAUAUAGUCAUGCAAGCUGUAUGCUACAACUUUUCAGCUUUUAAUUACAUGUGAUAUACAAAUAAAUAUUCUUUUUCAAUUUGAUUUACUCUUGUCAUCUCUUUUACCAGCCUCUACUUUGACUUGUGAUUCUACGUUUUCAUUUUAAUUUGUUCUGACUCUUACACUUUUUGUACUUUUCUUGCCAGAGUGAAAUAGCUCUUUUAAGAACAGAAGUUGCACAGCUGAAAUCACUUCUUUUGGCACACAAGGACUGUCCAGUCACAAUAGCACAACAGCGAAACUCGCAGUUGUUGAGUAAGUGCACAUACAUGUAUUUAAGUAUUAUUGAAAACCCUUGUACGUAAAGUGUUUUUUUUUUUCAGAUUCAAUGUAAAAUGGUUUAAGGUGGCUGAACACAGUUUUGCAGGCGGUCAGCGGUAACUCGUGUGAUGGCGCGUGUUUUAAAUUAGACAAACAAACAUGGCGGCAAGAAAAAGAAUUGGUUCACAGAUGACAAUUUCUCAAAAUCUACUCAUUAAAAUUUUGUGAUAUUUUGCAGAAUUUUUACUUUUAUCGUACUUUCAAUAACCAGAACUUUAAAAUGGAAGUUUGAUGAAUUUUGUGACACAUUCAAUAAUAUUACAGUACAAUCAUAUUAUUGUUUAUCUAAAAACCCAUCUGUUAAAAUUUGGUCAAAUAAGUUUCAAAUGGUAAUGAUUAAUUAUAGUAAGCUGUGUGCAAGUUUAUAGGAAAACCUUAUGAGCAAAUUUUAUGUAAACUGGGCAAAAGUGAAAUGUUGAGGUUGCAUUCAAUCGUUCAUGUUGCCAUGGAAACUAUGAAAACGUCACAUUUUACCUGUCAGUCAAAAUCUUUCAUCAGGAUAUUAUUAACUUACCAAGUUUCAGCUUGUGAGCUGCAACCUUUCUCUUGCCAUGAUUUGGCAAAUGACAUAAUUAUACUCACAAACUGCCAAAACUGUGUUCAGUCACCUUAACCACCCUCCCCACCCCAUCCCCCUGGAUACUAGAGUAAGGCUUUUUUGCUUUCCUUGAAAUAGUUAGGCUUCAGAAAGCAAUCUGCCGUCCCUUCCUAUUAAAAUUUUAAGCAGUUUUCCACAGGGACAGUUUGGAUUGCUCUGUGAGAUGAGUACAAGUAUAUAUUACAGGUUAAAUUUAUUUAAAAAAUCACGGAUUAUUACGGAUGGUUGGUUCUUAGUUAUCUUAAAUUUUAGCCCUAAGAAGCAAAGGUAAUUGAUAAUCAAUGCUAGUUUAGAAAAAAAAGAGCCUUAAAUCACAUUUGACCGGUAACAAUCCUCGACUAUCAGAGUAAUAAUACAUUGUACACAAACAAGUCACUGUAGUGCCUGAUCCAAGUGUAAAUUACUACUCUUAUUCUCCGUCUUUACUCUUUGUAAUGCACAGAUCACCAAGUCACAGAACAAACCAAUGGAGUUAUAACAAGCAAUUCUCAUGGGGAGCCCGCCUCAGCCGAAGAUGUUGCUACCAGUGCUCUCACACAAAUGGCGCAUCGAGCCACCUUAGAACUAGAAAAUCUUGCUGCUACUACAAUGUCAAGUGUUUCAAGCUCACAGGGUGUGACAACAAACAGUAACCCCAUAGGGGUUUAG